AAAUGGUAUAUUAAAACAAAAAUUUUAAACUAAUUUAAAGUAUAAAAAAGCUUUAAUGAAUAAAAAUUCGACAUCAAAUCACACCCCAGUAUUCCAAAACCAGUUGACUUGUUUUAGUUUUCUGUUUAUGUAUAUCAUUUUUAUAUAUUGUAACAUAAUUGUAUUUUUAUUUAAAAUUUAUAAUCCUAAUUUCAUAUAAAUAUACUGUUCUAUAACAUGGAUUCCGAGUUAGUUGAAAGAAAGCGUUUAAGUAGAGAGUCCAAAUUAGAAAACGCUCCUAAAACAGAUCCUGACGGAGUUUUUGAUGAAGAAGAGGAAGAAGAUGAGGAAUCUAAGAAAAGACGUUUAUUUGAACAACAAAUUGAGUUGCCUCUUUUAGUAUUCUUCCUAACAUUCCUUUUUCCUCCUUUAGGUUUUAUAUUCUUUUUCAUUAAUAGAAGACUAAGUAGAGAGUCUCGUAGGUAUCGUUGGUUUCAAAGGGCUCUUGCUCUCGGUUCAGCUCUAUCGGUUAUUUAUACACUUGGUAUUUGCGUUGCUUUGCAUCACACCGUCCUUUAUAAAAGUCCUAACGAUAUACUAGGGUACGGAUACGAAUAAAUAAUAUAAUGUAAAUGUA
This is a messenger RNA of Theileria parva strain Muguga, 616 nucleotides long. RefSeq names its product putative integral membrane protein. Bases 217 to 597 code for a protein of 126 amino acids. The record is from RefSeq and is a predicted model, not a curated record. The transcript is spliced from 3 exons. Lineage: Eukaryota; Apicomplexa; Aconoidasida; Piroplasmida; Theileriidae.